AUGGUGGAGCCACAGCCGACCAACAUUACAGAGGCGUUGGUGCAGAUCCUGAACAAUCAGCAGGCAUUGAUGCGGCAAAUCUACCAGCAGUUGGCCACUACUCAGCUCGCCGUGAAAAACCUAUCCCGCGACGAAUCGGUGCUGGACUCCCUCUCUAGCAACAUGGCGGAGUUCGUCUACGACAAAGACAAUGGGCACACAUUUGACGCAUGGUUUUCCCGCUACGUCGACCUUUUCGACAAAGAUGCCGGCAAGCUGGAUGACGCUGCAAAAGUACGACUACUCCUGCGGAAAUUAAGCCCACCCGAGCAUGAGCGGUACAACAGCUUCAUUCUUCCGAAGCUCACUCGAGAGUUUACUUUUGCUGCUACGGUGGAAAAAUUAAAAUCGUUGUUCGGUGCCACAGUUUCAACGUUCCAGCGGCGAUACAACUGCUUGCAGACCACCAAGGAGGACAGCGAUGAUUACCUGGCCUACUCCUGCAAGGUAAACAAAACCUGCGUCGACUUCAAAUUAUCGGAGUUGACAGAGGAACAGUUUAAGUGCCUCAUUUACGGCCUUAAAUCCAAGCAAGAGGCGGAGAUUCGGAUGCGCCUCAUCAACAAGCUAAAUGAAUCGGUGGACCUGACCCUACAGCAGAUUGUGGAACAGUGUAACAGCUUGGUCAACCUGAAGCAGGACACAGUGAUGGUUGAAAGUUGUUCUUCAACGGUGAAAGCUGUCGCGUACCCCAAGCGAACAACGUCGAAGCGUCAGUCGCCUUCGGAUUGCAGCAACAACCGGGAACAACCCAAGACACCCUGCUGGUCAUGCGGGGGCAUGCACUAUAAUAAGGAUUGCCGGUUUAGAGAUCACAGGUGCAACGAAUGUGGAAAGUACGGGCACCGUGAGGGCUAUUGUGCCUGCUUCUCGUCGAAAUCAUCGAACAACGCUGUCAAUCGCUCGGAUAACAAGAAGAAAAGGCGACAGCCGUUGUCGAAGAUAGUAACCGUCCGAAGCAUCGGUCAGCGGCGCAAAUUCGUCGAAAUCCAACUCAACAACGUUCCGCUUCGUCUUCAGUUGGACACCAGUUCCGACAUCUCAAUAAUUUCGCACCGAUCGUGGGCCAGAAUCGGUCGACCAAAAGUAAAACCAGCAAUUUGCAGCGCUAAAACAGCAUCAGGGGAACCGCUUGAACUGGUUGCGGAAUUGGAGUGCAAUAUAAACCUCAACGGCAUCAUACGGGAGGGCAUAGACUGGAUGGACUUGUUCGGAUUGUGGGACCACCCGAUAGCGUCGUACUGCAAUCAAGUGACUACACAAGCAAAUCAACGUGUAGCGACCCUUCAAGCGCAGUUUCCUGAGGUGUUCUCCAGUGAGAUAGGUCUGUGCAACAAGACUCCCGUCAAACUGGUCCUCAAAGGUAACCCCAAGCCGGUGUUCAGACCAAAACGACCGGUGGCUUACUCCAUGGAGCAUGUUGUGGAGGUGGAGAUUUUUCGCCUGCAAAACCUUGGCAUCCCGAUGAAAGUGGAUUUCAGCGACUGGGCGGCACCGAUUGUCGCGGUUCGGAAGCCAAAUGGAACCGUCCGUAUCUGCGCCGACUUUUCGACUGGUCUAAAUAGCGUUCUGGAACCAAACCAGUAUCCAUUGCCUUUGCCCGAGGAUAUUUUUGCGAAGAUGGCAAACUGUCGGAUUUGCAGUCACAUUGACUUGUCCGACGCGUACCUGCAGGUAGAGGUGGAUCAAGCCAGUCAACCGCUACUAACCAUAAACACCCACAAAGGCCUCUUUCAAGUUACGCGCUUGUCACCCGGUAUCAAGUCAGCUCCGGGUGCCUUUCAACAGCUGAUGGACACAAUGCUAGCUGGUCUCAACUGUACUCUAACUCUCGCGCGGCUCAAGGAGUAUGGGUUCACCGUACGCAUCGAAAAGUGUAGCUUCGGCAUGCAGCAGGUCAAGUAUCUGGGACAAAUCCUGGAUGGCAACGGAAUCAGGCCGGAUCCCGAGAAAAUUGCUUCGAUCGUCAGCAUGCCUCCACCACACGAUGUUUCAACGCUUCGCUCCUACUUGGGUGCCGUAAACUAUUACGGCAAAUACGUCAAAGAGAUGCGCACUCUACGACAUCCAAUGGAUCAGCUGCUGAAGGCUGGAGUAAAAUUCGAAUGGUCACCGGCGUGUCAAGCAUCGUUCGAUCGUUUUCGAGAGAUUCUUCAGUCACCGUUACUGCUGACCCACUACAAUCCCAUGUUAGACAUCAUUGUUUCGGCGGACGCAUCUGCAUUGGGACUGGGAGCACGAAUCGCUCACCAGCUUCCCGACGGGACUAUUAAAGCCAUUUGUCACGUGUCCCGUAGUUUAACGACAGCCGAAACCAACUACAGUCAGAUCGAGAAGGAAGGAUUGGCUAUCGUAUUCGCUGAAGCGCAGUACAACACCUUGAGUCCGGACACUCCCACCCGGUUGAGUAGGUACGGUGCUCACGCCACUAUGGAUAUCUACAUCAGCAACAUGGGCAACUACAAGGAUGGAGCCUUGUAG
Messenger RNA from Ochlerotatus camptorhynchus, 2520 nucleotides. RefSeq lists its product as uncharacterized. The record is from RefSeq and is a predicted model, not a curated record. The coding region runs from base 1 to 2520 and encodes 839 amino acids. The transcript is spliced from 4 exons. NCBI's taxonomy places the organism in Eukaryota, Metazoa, Arthropoda, Insecta, Diptera, Culicidae.